Molecule: messenger RNA, 1242 nt
Organism: Haemonchus placei
Lineage: Eukaryota; Metazoa; Nematoda; Chromadorea; Rhabditida; Trichostrongylidae
Source: the annotation of a GenBank genome assembly
AUGAAUCGAGUAAAGAUUUCUAUUGAAAACUUCCAGAUUCGCACUGGUCAGCGGGUGUUUAUGAACAUCCAGGACAUAAAUCAGCUUCGCGAAUUUCUGGGUGUCUACAAUAUCUUAACUGAAAAGUGCUUCAAUUCCUGUAUUCGUGAAUACAACACUAACAACCUUACUUCAGCCGAAGAUAGUUGUGUAUCGCGAUGUAUUGACAAGCAGAUGCGAGUUAAUCGUCGUCUUAUGAUAGUAUUCGCAGAGCAAGCACCGAANUUUCAUUUUUCACAUCAACUAUCCUCCGGUAUUGACAAGCAGAUGCGAGUUAAUCGUCGUCUUAUGAUAGUAUUCGCAGAGCAAGCACCGAAACUUCUAUUCAAACAAGGAGAACCAACCCCAACUGAAGCGAUAAGAGCUAGCGCUAAAGCAGCUCGAGAAGCAGCAAAAUUAGCAAAGCAGCAAGCAGAAAAGCAAUCGGAAAAGCAAGAAAUAAAUAAAGAAAUUUUAUUUGUUCAAAGACUUCAAGUUAAAACCAUGAAUAUCGUAUCCGAACAUGGCUUUCGCCUUGACGGCAGACGCCCGCACCAGAUCCGAAAUAUUAAUGUCGCUCUUGGUACACUACGAGAUGCAGAAGGCUCAGCAUAUUUUGAGCAAGGAGGCACGAAGAUCUUAUGCGCUGUCUAUGGCCCGUUCGAAGGUAAACGAUCUCGUCAACUGGAGGAUCGUUGUUCCAUCAACUGUAUGCUAAGUAUGACCCGUUUUGCUGGUGUUGAACGCAGGCAACGAAUUCGUGCCGAUCGUAAAUCGAUGGAAAUAGAGCGUCUUAUUGUAAAAACAUUCGAGGCAGCAGUUCUGACGCAUCUCUUUCCUACGUCGCAGAUCGACAUAUAUUGCCAGAUCAUACAGAGCGAUGGAUCUCAUCUGGCAGCUUGUGUGAAUGCAGCAUCCUUGGCUAUGUCGGAUGCUGGGAUACCAAUGAAAGGUAUUGUUGCUGCAGUCACAUGCAGUAUCGUAGAUGGGCAACCUGUUGUUGACGUCAACCAGAGAGAAGAGACAGAUCUUUUACCUCGGCUUACGCUGGCCACCUUGCGAGGCGAAGAUGAAGUGGUCUUGGUGGAACUACAGAAUCGCGUCCACAUCGAUCAUCUGCCGGCACUGAUGGCUGCAGCAAAAGAUACCUGCAAAGGUGUGCACGAGUGCAUUUGUGCUGCCAUUGUUGAUCAGCUCGAGAAUGGCGCUAUUAUUCAUCGUUAG